Molecule: messenger RNA, 2592 nt
Organism: Plodia interpunctella (Indianmeal moth)
Lineage: Eukaryota; Metazoa; Arthropoda; Insecta; Lepidoptera; Pyralidae
Product: proton-coupled amino acid transporter-like protein CG1139
Exons: 9
Coding region: 149-1522 (457 amino acids)
Biological process (GO): amino acid transmembrane transport
Molecular function (GO): L-amino acid transmembrane transporter activity
Source: RefSeq, a predicted model, not a curated record
CCAGUAUCAUUGCACUUCAAGACGCGCCACUCGUGUUCGCUUCGUGUCAAUUAGUCGCGCGCGCAGCAUUCACGCAAAGAAAAUGAGUGUCAUUGAAAUGUUAGCGUUGUUCUAAAUUCAAAGUUUAUGUGUGUGUGUGUGUGUAAAAAUGGAGAUGAGCAAUAGAAGCGUCGAAGACGUCAGACUGACUCCGUCCCAAACACAGUCCACCAUCACCCUACACAAGGACACACAGAAUGAUGAAGAAUAUGAUCCAUUUGAACACAGGACUUUACCUCACACUACAUCGACUCUGGGCUCAUUCUUCCACAUGCUGAAGUCUUCCCUGGGGACUGGCACUCUGGCCAUGCCAGCUGCGUUUCACCACACAGGAAUCAUCCCAGGGUGCAUCGGGACAGCCAUAGUGGCAUUCAUUGCUACUCACUGCGUACAUGUUUUGGUGUCGACCUCGCGCGCCAUUUGCAGGGAAGUUCGAGCACCUUUCAUGACCUACACUGACACAUGUGAAAAUGUAUUUAAGUUGGGUCCGAAGCGACUCAGACCUCUUUCUUUACAUGUCAGACGUUUCGUCGACUGCGCCAUGGCGGGGAUGUGCAUCGGUGGUACCAGCGUCUAUGUGAUAUUCAUCGCCUCCUCUUUGAAAGACAUAGUAGACUACUACGCCCCAGAGCAUAAGUACUCCGUCCAGGUCUACUGUGCUAUGCUGACUGUACCCCUAAUUUUGAUAACCCAGAUAAGAUACCUGAAGUUCCUGGUCCCUUUCUCGGUGUUUGCGAACCUGUGCUUAGUGGUAACCCUGGGCAUAACGUACUACUACACGUUCCAGAACUUGACGACGCAUCCGUCGGUGGUUUUGGUCAACAAUCUUAGUGGAUGGCCACUGUUUUUGAGCACAGCCGUGUUCGCGAUGGAGGGUAUCAACGUGGUGAUGCCGGUGGAGAAUGAGAUGGAGAAGCCCGAGUACUUCCUCAGCUUCUGCGGCGUGCUGAACGUGACCAUGGUGUUCGUGGCGGUGCUGUACGGGCUCACUGGGGUGGUGGGCUAUCUGAAGUACGGCGAUGGGGUCUUGGGGAGCGUCACACUCAAUCUACCGCAGACGGAAAUUUUGUCGAUGUCGGCCAAAGUUCUGAUUGCUGUGGCAGUGUUUUUCACGUACUGUCUGCAAAUGUACGCGCCGAUGGAGAUAAUAUGGACACGGAUACAAAUAAAAAUAAGCAAAACGUACCACAACUUGGGUCAGAUCUGCUUGAGAACCUUUAGCGUCAUUUUAACAGUUGUAUUGGCGGUGGUGGUACCGGAUUUAAGCCUCCUAAUAAGUCUAGUCGGAGCAAUAUUCUUCUCCACCCUGGGCCUCCUGAUCCCAGCCGUGGUCCAAACUGUCCACAAGUGGGAGCGUGGGCUUGGAAGGUGGAACUAUAUAUUGUGGAAGAAUAUAAUGUUAUUAAUAUUCUAUUUUAUUGUGUUAAUAUCUGGAUGUUAUUCAGCAAUCACUGCGAUAGUCGAAAAGGCUACAAAGUCGUAGAAGAUAAUGUUAUUUUUUAUAUAAGUAUACCUAUAAUACGGUUCUAUAAAAUUAAAAAGAAUCAGGAAUAUUGUCGGCCAUGCCUCUGGUGAUGUAGAACUAAAGGUAAAAAAAUCGAAUUUGUCACAAUAUGCAUUAAAUUGUGUAACUUAGUUGUAAGAAAUAUUGCCAGUAAAUUUAGUUUUAACAUUUUUCUGUAAAAUAUCUAAUCAUGAAUGACGAAUUUUGGGAUAUUUGUCUUUAUUCGCGGACGGACAGCCGGUCAACGAAGUGAUCACUGUAUUGUUAUGAGACUAAUUAUAACUCGAGAGAAUUUACAAUAAUUUUAACUCUACUAAUACUAACUACGUGAGUUUCAAAUAAUUAAGAUGAUAUAAAAUUUUAAAUCGGGGGUAGUCCAGUGGUUAAUGUAAUCGAAUGGCCUCAGGUUCUAAUCCUACUAGUGCCACAUGCAUUUGUAUACCAAUCUGACUCUUGUGUAGUAGUUUUCAUAGACCACCACAUGCUUCUGGUGAAGGAAAACAUCGUGACGGAAACUGAUUUAGGUAGGUAGUAUAUGAAAUGGGAACGAUAGGGCAAACUUAAUAUUGCCAAGGGAGUAAUUGCGCGUUUCAUUCCACUUAAACGACCAUCAGCCAUAUAUUGAAAAAAAAAAAUGCCUCCUUCAUUUAGGGUUCCGGACAUAUCCUAUGUAAAUAAUAUGGAUUAAAAUAGAUUUUUGUUUUCAAAAGCAAAAACUGCACUUCAAUAGAACUCUUAUCGAUACGCAAUAAGAAAAACUAUUGAGACACGAUUACGACUUAUCGCUAGUAAAAUCGCUGGUGUUAAUAUUUAGAGUAAGUGAAUAAUCACAGCGCAGCGUUUCAAUAGCUAUUAUUUUAAACUUUUUUCUUAGAUAUAUCUUUAGUCGAUUGAAUACGUCGUGUCAACCAAAGUAUCCCUACACUAAAAAGGUUUCAAGCCAGUGUGGCCCUCGCCACACAAAAUUAGUUUUCCGUUUAAUUUUGUCAUAUUGUUGUAAAAAAAUAAUGGGAACUUAAAAGAAAAUAAAACAUGACAAAUUAUCACAA